Molecule: messenger RNA, 14836 nt
Organism: Pseudophryne corroboree (corroboree frog)
Lineage: Eukaryota; Metazoa; Chordata; Amphibia; Anura; Myobatrachidae
Gene: SORBS2
Product: sorbin and SH3 domain containing 2
Exons: 29
Coding region: 891-5708 (1605 amino acids)
Biological process (GO): Notch signaling pathway
Cellular component (GO): synapse; neuronal cell body; plasma membrane
Molecular function (GO): protein binding
Source: RefSeq, a predicted model, not a curated record
AUGGUCAGCCAUGCUUGCUGUGUAAGCCUGUCUGUUGGCUGUUGCUAUAGUUACAAAAAGCUAAUGCAACCCAAUGAGCUAUCUGCUCUGCAGCCAUUUUCCUCCCUGGGAGCAGUGUGCUCUAUUAUGCCUGCCUAGUCUUGAUUUAAAAGGGGGAAAAUAUAUAUGUAGAGUGAAAGGUGCAGCAGUGUAGGAAGACACAGCCAGCAUAGCUGAGAAUGCCUUCCAUCUCCCAUCAUUACAGGCUGCCGGCUGCUGCUCCUGUGAGCUGAGUAUGGAAUGCAGGCUGAUAGUGCUGCAUAUCCUCUGUCAGGAAUGGAGUAGGUUUUUUUGUCUUGUAAAGGCAAGGUUCCUCUGCAACGUUAUCUGCACGGCUAAGUACUAGCUCUUCACAAGGAAAGCUUAGUGACCCAGACAAAGGGUGUUGCCCUUUUUGUAAGCCUUCUUUUUUUUUUUUUCCAUUCUAUCUAAUACAAGAAGACAGCAGUAGUGAAGAAGCAGGUGUAUUACCCAGCCGGCUCUGUGCUACUAACCACAGCCUCACAUUAUCCUUCCUGGAUACCUCUGCUCAGCACACCAAGAUUGCUGGUAUCCUGUGCAACCAAGGCACUCUCGGGAUUUGGGUAAAACCGAAACUGUUACAGCUGAAACCCUUGCUUUAAGUAAACACAGACUGCAUAGCUGAGAGCAACCCUAGUACCUGGCUGCACUUGUCCUGGAGGUCUGAGCGCACCUGACUGCACACGCGUCAUUCCUGCAUACUGGCUUUUCUUGGAAUCUGUGCAGCUCAAUAAGAGCAGGCAGUGGGUUUAAAAGUCCAUCUCAUACUGCGCUAAUGUUCUUCACGAGGCCAAACUGAAGUCCUUUUCAUUUAAAUCUGCGAAGUCAAGAUGAAUACAGAUAGCGGUGGAUGUGCUCGCAAACGUGCUGCAAUGUCUGUCACACUAACAGCUGUGAAGAGAGCGCAAAGUUCUCCAAAUCUAUUGGCUUCAGGACAGGAAUCCCACUCACCUGACUCAGAUAUCUGGAGCUCUUACAAUGAUUGUGUGAAAGAUGGUCUCAAUGGUGAUUCAAGUGGUUCCUCCCUUGCAGCAAAAGGCUAUAGAAGUGUCCGUCCAAACUUACAAGAAAAGAAAUCUCCUACUCAGACUCCAAUCACAGUUAAUGGGAAUUCAGGCAGCCCAGCCAGUCCUAUGAGCUACUAUCAGAGGUCCUUUUCUCCAACAUACCCCUCCCCACCGUCGCUCAACUCCAGCAUCAUGACCAUGCAACACAACAGAGCUUUGGACUCUACAGAAAGUUACUCCCAGCAAUACCAGUCAGAAGUAAGCCGAAGCAGCAGCACUAUACCAAUCUGCAGGACCUCGGAGGAAGAGAAGAAAGUCACGGUAAUUAAAGCACCACAUUAUGCUGGGAUUGGACCUGUGGAUGAGUCGGGAAUACCAACAGCAAUUAGAACGACUGUUGAUAGACCGAAAGACUGGUACAAGACAAUGUUCAAACAGAUCCACAUGGUCCAUAAGCCAGACAAUGACAGUGAUUUUUCUAACACAUCCUAUGCAUAUAAUACAGAUAUCUACAGCUCUGCUAUUCCUGCCUAUUCUCACCCUGCAGCAAAGACACAGACAUACCGACCACUAUCUAAAAGUAUCUCUGACAAUGGCACUGAUGUGUUUAUAACAUCGUCCCCACUGCCUCCUCCACCCAUACCUGUGCCUCCUCCGGCCAUGCCUCUCCGCACCAGGGAACUGUCCUCUCCUGAGAAGAAUGAAUGGGAGCCACCUGACAGGAAAGUUGACACACGCAUGUUUCGUUCUGAGCCUAGAAGCAUCUUUGAGUAUGAACCGGGAAAAUCCUCCAUCCUAGAACAUGAAAGACCGAAUGGCCGUAUAAACCCAGAUGAGAUAGAUUUAGAAAAUGAACCAUGGUAUAAAUUCUUUUCAGAGCUGGAGUUUGGACAUCCGCCUCCUAAAAAACUAUUGGAUUAUGUGCAAGAGAGUCCCCCUCGUGUGCCUACUGAGACAUCGUUAUACCAAUCAUCAAUAGAAAAGGGUAUUGAGAGACCUUCCAGUUCUGCAAGUGACUACAGGAAGAGACGGAAGUCUGAGCCCAGCGUAGGUCAUCAGCAAGCCCACGGUGACCAGACUACAAACAGAAACAGCCUUGGCAGAAUUGGAGCUCAAGUCGCAAACGCCUCUUUGCGGAAACCUUUCGUUAACUCCUCUCCUCCAUCUCCCUCACGGACAAAAGGUGGGGAUGUUAGCAGAAUGUAUCCUCCUCUAUUCACUUAUUCUGUUCAUAAGCCAAAUGCCUCGAACGCUGUAGAUUAUUAUGGGGGCUAUAGUCAUCACUUAGCAGUGCCUGAUGAUACAAAACGUUCCGUCAACUUUAAGAAUGGCUGGCAGAUGACUCGUCAGAAUGCAGAGGUGUGGAGCAGCACAGAGGAAACAGCAUCACCAAAAAUGAAGUCGAGGAGUUGUGAUGAUUUGUUAACCGAUGAUCACAACAACUUCUGUAGCACCCAGAUGAAAUCUGAAAGUUUGGGCUCCUUGUUAUGUGAAAAUAACUCCAAGGACAAUUCAUUUAAUUCUGAAAGCUGUGCUGCAAACAAAUCCAGGGUUCGCCACAGGUCGGCUCAUGACACUCCAGGGUUUUUAAAAUUAUACAGAAAAAUGCACCGUAUAAACCGCAAAGACUUAUUGAGCUCUGAAGUGAUCUGUUCCGUAAAAUCUCGGAUACUGCAGUAUGAGCAAGAGCAGCAAAAAGGUCUGUUGGAAGGUUGGAGGACAGUGUCUGAAGAAGUGCCAAGAGAUAUGGUUCCAACCAGAAUAUCGGAGUUUGAACGACUCAUUCAGAAAUCCAAAUCUAUGCCUAACCUUGGAGAUGAGAUGUUGUCUGCAGUAAACUUCGAUAUCUCCACCAAUCUUUCCUGCCCUAAGCGACGGUUUUCCAUUGAAUCAUUGUUGGAUGAAGAAACCCAAGAAAGGCAUAUACCUCAGGUACAGCACAAUGGCAAAGCUAAAACUCUAGUGCCUGUACAUAUCGAGGUAACAAGUGAUCAGAUUCCAAGGUCACAUGUAGAGUUUUCUGAUAGUGAUCCGGAAGCAGUUGUGUCUGAUCUUAGUGACUUUAUACAAAUUGAAGGAUCCUCCUUUUGUAGUGAGAGUGAUUUCGACCAUUAUUCCUUCACAUCAUCUGAAAGCUUUUGUGGGUCUGGGCAUCACCAUCACCACCACCAUCAUCACCACCACCACCAUCGGCACCUCAUCAGCUCUUGCAAAGGAAGGUGCCCAGCAUCAUACACGCGUUUCACCACCAUGUUAAAACAUGAGAGGGCUAAGCAGGAGAAAAGUGAGUCUUCAGGAAAGCGAGAAAAUGAUUCAGGCCUUUCCAAGAUUGCAUUUCUUGUUAGUCCAGUGCCUUUUCGUAGGAAAAAAUGCUCUACACCUAAAAGGCAAUCUGAGAAGAGCCGAUGUAAAGCAUCCGUGUUUGACGCUCUGGACUCUGCUCUCCAGGAUAUUUGUGACCAAAUAAAAGCAGAGAAAAGACGUGGGAGUUUACCAGAUAACAGCAUUCUGCACAGACUUAUUAGUGAGCUUCUUCCAGAUGUCCCAGAAAGAAAUUCUUCGUUAAAAGCAUUUCCAUUAACCACCGCUAAUCAGUCUUACUACCAGCUGCCUCAUGAUGGUGCUAUUCAUAACACACCAUAUCAAAAUGAUUGUGGAAGAUUGCCUAUCAGUGCCUCUUACCAGGAUGUGGAUGCAACCAACAACAACUCCCAAGAUAGUCCAUACUGUUUUCCAGCUGAUCAAGAUUCUCCCCGGAAUUAUUCCUCAGCAUUCACUGAUGUGAGCAGGAAUCCAGCGAGGAGGGGAGCGCAGGAGAAGGAGGCUGCUAGAGCUGUGUAUGAUUUCAAGGCUCAGACUCCCAAAGAGCUGUCUUUUAAGAAAGGAGAUACUGUGUAUGUCCUCAGGAAAAUAGACAAGAACUGGUAUGAAGGAGAACAUCACGGAAGAGUGGGGAUUUUACCAAUUUCUUAUGUUGAGAAAAUUAGCCCAACAGAGAGAGUCCAGCCAAUGCGACCUCCACCACCCGCACAGGUUCGCGAGAUUGGAGAAGCAGUAGCCAAAUAUAAUUUUACUGCUGACACAAAUGUGGAGCUAACACUCAAGAAGGGUGAUCGAGUGACGCUUCUUAAGAAAGUUGAUCAAAACUGGUAUGAAGGUAAAAUACCAGGAACUAGCAGACAGGGCAUCUUCCCAGUGUCCUAUGUGGAACUAAUCAAAAAGAGUCCUUCUAAAAACCCUGGUGAAACCCCUGAACGUUCUCUUUCUCAAAGCUAUUCAAGUGAUAGGAUGCAUAACUCCAGCACAGCCACGUUGGCUUCAUCUAAAAGACUUCGCACUCCACCCCUUACUUUAAGACCAGACUCAAGCUCACUUACAGACUCUAGUAAGGGGAACUUAGGAGCUGUGACCAGUGAAUGGUUAUCACUGACUGUUGGCUUAUCACCUUCAACCACACCCGUCCCAACUCCACCACCCUUUAGUGACCACUUUGUUCCCAAGGUAGAGAAGCCAAAUUCUACCCCAUUAACUGUUUUACAGUCUGAACAGUUUUCGUCGAAUGAUAUCUCUUCCCGAAUUAAGGACGGUCAUUUUGUUCCCAUUACUUCACCAAAAACACUUUCAAGUGGUCAGCAUCUUACCAUACCUUCACCAUUUACUGACACAACACUUUCCUCUCCUAUAAUUCAGCAGCUUGAGGUUCCUUCCAUGUCUGCAACUAACACUGAUCACAGUCUGACUGUAAAACAAGGAAAAUACCCUGCACAGACUCAGUCUAAAGGACCAAUAAAUGGCAAACAAGUCACAGAAGGUUAUUCAGAUCAUAUCAGUCUAUCGGAGACUCCCAGAAUUGGCCUGGUUCUCUCAGAGUGUGCAACAGGGUCAGCACCAAGAAAACCAACAUCCCUUGACGAACAGGAAGAGGAGAUCUGUGAGGAGCUGAUGACCAUUAUCCAAGGAGAUCAUCUGGCAAGUCAAGAUUCGGGGUUUUAUAGAUGUGAGCCUCAAACAGAGCAACCACCAAGACUCUACAUAGAGGAAGACGGGGCAAGUGAAAACUUAAACCCUUCCAUUGAAACUAUAGUACAUCCUAUUGUAUGUCUCGAAGACUAUUCAGCCAAUAUCAAUGCAGAGAGACCCUCCAUUUCUGCUGGAGAGCAAAGGUUUCCUGCACCUUUUUCUCCCCAACUUUCUUCUAGUCGUCCAUUUCAUGCUGAACACACGUCUUCACCUCCACCAUGUCAGUCCACUGUAUCACACUUCUGUCCUCUAACCAAAUUCCCAUCCAGACAGGAGACACAAUCUCCGCGACUGAAGUCUGUUUAUAAAAGUGACCUGAUAGUUGUUGGUAAGCCUCCUCGUAGUCCUGUGAUGUCUAGGAAAGCCUGCAGCUCACCUGUGAAAAGCCCCAAAACCACACAAAGGCAGCGAGCUGUAUUCACCCAUGAAACCAUCCAAACUAUGGGGGAACCAUACCAGUCCUUGUACAAUUAUACCCCACGUAAUGAAGAUGAGCUGGAACUAAGGGAAGGUGAUGUGAUCGAUGUCAUGGAAAAGUGUGAUGAUGGAUGGUUUGUGGGCACUUCUAGAAGGACAAAGUUCUUUGGGACGUUCCCCGGAAAUUAUGUAAAGAGGCUGUGAAUGUAUUUUAUUGCGUUUGAUGCCUGACACUUCACGUCUGUUUCACAUUGCUGGGAAGCACGCUUGUAUUUUCUCACAUGAACUGGUUCACGUGUAAUCCUGCUGCUACCUGCCAGCCUGUUCUAGCAGUAUUAGAGCCCGUCUAUUCAGUUCUCAUCACUUCUGACAAUAUUCCUGCACCAAUCGUUACUUGUUACUCUUCAUAGCACACACUGCCUUUUGUGAAGCUGGUUCAUCCAAUUAGAAAUGCAGUGCAAACUACCUAGUGACAUGAGGUAUUAACAGAUGUUUGUAUGUUUAAGUACAUGAUCUUGGAGGCAGAUACAGCUGGAACACUAUCAAUGUUAGCAUGGGCAGCAUUGGCAAAUGCCAGGGGUGCCGAGAGGGGGCUUCAAUGCCCCCUUCAGCUGCAAAGUUUCUGCAGAGGGCCAGGCGUGAUAGGCCAGCCCCCUAGUACUGGGGCCUGACAGUUCUGUUGGUGGCCCAGGAUACCGCUACUAAUACAGAGGGAGUCUUACAAAUUCCUGUAAAUGAAAGCCUUUGGACUCUUAGGAUCCUGCCCUGUGGUAUAGGGAUUCAAAAAUAUCUAAUGUAUCCUCGGAAUAAGAAAAUAACCUUUUCUAAUAAUCUGGGAACGGACUUCGCUUGAUGAAACAUAAGGUCUCCACACAAAAGAAUAAAAGAAAUGGGAAAGUAUUUAUUUGCACUUGGAGUUUUUUUCCAUUUAUCCAUCUAUGACAAAUUGUGAUUUUUUUUUCUUUAUGGAAUAGUUCAAUGAGAAAGACAUUUGGGAAAACUGACUACCUGGUAAAAGCAGAACGUUGCUGUAACCAACAGCAACCAACCAGAAUCUGCCAUUUUUCUACAUCUGAUGGGUUUCUAGUUUCCUAGACACUUUUUGUACUAGUUUUCUUAAAUGUUCCCCCCUCUUCAGUGGGAUCAUGAGUGAUAAGUCAUUUAUUUUAUUUUAAUUGUAUAGGAGAUGUACCCAUACAUACACCUAAAUGUAGUGGUAUACAGAAAUCCCACCUCGUCCUGGCAGCUAGACUGGCAUGUACUCCUGUCACCAGCUAAUGAGACUGAUAUAGUUUCUUCUAGUACAGUAAGGGCAUGUACAGUAUUGAGAAUUACUCCGUGUGAGUACAUGUGACAUAAAUGACAGCAGCAAGUCAAUCAUACUAACUUAAUUGUGAAAUAUACUGUGUGUUUAAAUUGUGGCCUGAUAAAGGCACUAUGACCUAUCGCUCUUUAUAAUUCCCAAUUGAUUUCUCUAAAUACAUACAAUAAACUAGCACUGCAGCCUUGCUUAUAGCUUUUGUAAUAUUGCUAGCCACAAGAAGUGGUUCUCUCUACGUUAUCCAACUUAGGUGCUAAUUCAGACCGGAUUGCUGCUGUGCGGGUGAUCAGGUCUGAACUGCGCAUGCGAUCGUGAGAAGAUUGACAGGAAGAGGUCGUUUGUGGGUGGCAACUGACCGUUUUCAGGGAGUGUCUGGAAAGACACAGGAGGGACCCGACGUUUUGUGGGAGGAUUCAUGACAUCAACUCCGGUCCCGAUCAUGGCAGCGGCUGAAUAAGUCCUGGGCUGUGCAGAGACUGCACAAACUGCUGCACAUGCGAUCGCACCCCUGCAUAGCGAAUUCCCCCUGUAGGCGGCGACUACCUGAUUGCAGGGAUGCAAAAUUGCAACCUAGCGAUCAGGUCUGAAUUACCUUCUUAAUGUCUUGUACUACAUACAUUUCUUCCUCUAUACUAAAUGCAGGUGCUGACAGAAUGCUUCUAUUACCCAAGCUAGGGGUGGCUGAAACACCUGACAUCAGUGCCAGUCCUGCAUUAUGUAACAGGAAGCUGGCCUAUCAGGAGAGGGAAUAGCAAAGUAAUUGUACAAUACUAGUGGUGAAACAGCAAUAGCAGUUUGCUAUACCAUCCUUAAAAAUGAUUCGCUGAAUAAUGACACACACACUUAUUCUCAGUAUACUACCAUUUAGUGCACAGGGUUAUUUAACAUUAUAAAUAAUGUGGAUAUAUAGCGCUCAACCCCUUUAUUUACACUGUCUGUGGACAGAAUUGAUAUUGAUAAUUGAACUCAAUUGCGGUCAGCAAUAACCACGGUUUUCCAUCUAAUCCAUUCCCACAGCAUUUUUGUUUAUUUACCUGUGGUGAGAAACAUCUCACAACAAUUUGGACAUUUUUGCACGGUCAUAAUUAAGAUUCCCACACAGUUAGAAAGUUACUAACAACAGCUAAUUAGUUAGGAGCACUGUGUCUCCUCAAUUUAAACUAAUUGGUUAAUACAUUUCCGUUCACUGCAUAAUUCUUUUUCACUAUAUUGUCAGGCUGUGUGCAAGUGUUCCCACUGCAUCAUAUCAGAACACUCUGUUACUUACAACAAACACUAUUUGUCAUCUAGCAGUUUAUUCAGGUUUACUACACCUUUAUUGUAACAUCCUUGACAACAGAUAGUGUAAAUAAAGGGGUUGAGUGCUAUAUAGCCACAUUAUUUAUUAGUUAACAAACAAGACGGACGUACUUGUUCUAUAUUAGUAGCACUCCCCGAUACAUAUAGAUACCACGAUGCGCAGUAAAAACCACAAUUUCCUUAUUUAACAUUAUGGAUGGCCAUUGAUCAUAGAGGAUUUGAAAACAGCGAUGGUCUAUGCCCGAUGUUGAAUGCUUUUGCCAUCAAUGGGGUAGAACCAGAUGGCUUUCUGCUAUCGAUGGUAGAUUUGGGCCCAAUUUUUUUUUUUUAUUUAUUUUUUUUUUUUAAUGGUUAUUGAGUGCUGCUGCACAGAUCUGCUAGUUGCUGGUUGAUGAAACAGUGUGGAGUUGUAGUACAGAUACACAUCCCAGCAGGAGGGUCUGCGACAUCCUGCAGCUCUUUGGCAGUUGUCAAACUACAUUUCCCAUGAGCCCCUGCUAUAGACUCCUGUGAGUGGGGAUUCUGGGGCAUGUUGUCACAAAACUGGCUGGCUGAUGUACUUCUGCUCACUCACCCACCAGCCAAUCAACCAUGCCACCACCUUGAUUGUUCGCCUCAUGAACCAGUAAGGAUUGGAGGAGGAAGUGUGAUGGUGUAGUGUCUGCCAGGAAGUGGGCGGGGCCAGGUAGCUACUGAUCUAUUAAGAGGUCAGCUGUGUGAGGAGAGCAGGAACUCGGCAAGACUCCUCCUGUGUCUGUUAGAGCAGCUGCAGUACGGAUAGCGCAGCGGCAGCUGCUGGAGAUGCAUGUAUCAUCUGCACAUGCGUAAAAUGUCGAUGGUAAGAACCAACGAUGAUACAUUGUAGCAUAAAUCCAUCUCUAUUUAAAAUUCAGUACAGGGUAUGAUGUAUCAGUAACAAGUGUGUUCACUCCAUGUAUAGUUAUGAGAAUAUAUUAGAUCUUUCUGCAUUUCACAUUCUUCUAUAGGAAUUUCGCACUACAAGUCACCAGUAUUGAGCCUGACACAGAUUCUCAUGAGUUUCACAAUUUGGCUUUUGUGUACCUACCAUGUUAUAAAGUAAGUCUAUGGAUACAGCAUUGUGUUAUGGAAUAGCAGUGACAAGCUGUGAGGGUGCCAUGAUGAAGCCCAAUCGCAAAGUGUUAUUGCUGACAAAUGUGGUCCUAGGGGCUGAUAAUGGUGAGCCCCAGGAUAACUGACUGAGGAAAUGCUCUGUAGCUUUCACAAACACAGAGUGUAAUGCAGAGCAUGCUGCAACUUGUAGUUCUACUACAGCUAGAAAGCCAUUAAUUGCUCAUUCAACAGGAAAUCACAGUAGAAUAUUGAGGUUUACAGCUUCCCAGAGAGCCUCCAAAGGCGUCAUUAUAUGACAUAGUGACGGUGAUUGAAUUAAAGCGAUGGCCCUGAUUUGCUGCUCCCAAAUGGUGCACACGGUCAGCAGCAUCUUUCCGCUUUUUACUCUCGCCCCAUAGAGGUAUGCAGCAAAUAUGUGCGGCCUACCCUAUAUUAUAUAUACAAUCCUUACCCCCAAAAAAUUGUUUCAUGAUAUUAGAAGUCUGCACCUUUGCAUGAAUACGGUUUUCUUAAAUCUGCAUUAUUUUACUAUGCCCCUAAUAACAGCUACAUCUUACACACCUAAAGCAGACAGGCUGGGAGGUAAGAAGCCCUGUAUUUUACCACAAACUACUGUAAUGUUACUGCCGACUUUCACAUUGAAAUAUAUCAAUAUAUAUUUUAACUAAAUGAAAAGAUAAUACACCCUAAUUUCUACCAUUCAGCAAGUCUACAGAUGGAUGCUGCACACUAAGGUGCACAGGAACUUUCUGCCAAAGGGAGUUAUACUGUAUAUAUACUUAUAAGAAUCUUCUGCAAUAUUAUAUAUAAAUGACAUAAAAAUAAAAAUAUGUAUAGUGAUUGGAUACCAACCCCCACCCACCCCCCGGGCAAACAAAAUGGUGUGCUCCUGCAGCAGACACGUGUUCGUGAAGGUAUAAAAUAAGUAUAGGGGUACUGAUUAGAUCAUUUGCCAAUGAAAUGGCUUGCCGGAAGGAGCUUAACAAGUUUGAAAAGGGGAUCAUCGUAGACUAUACAAUGUCAGAGUCUAGCUCUUAACCCCAAAGAGAACCUCUGGGAUGAAUUGGAGUGACGGGUGCAUUCUAGACCGGCUCUGCAUUCUUCAGUGUUGCAGUUGGUCACUUUACUUAAGGUAAAAUGACAAAACAUACCUGCUGUUGUCCACAAACUUGUGGACAGUUUGCCAAGAAGUCAGGGCCGUCUUUUUGUAUGGGCUCAGUGGGCAGUUGCCCAAGCGCCCCAGGGAGUAUAAUGACCCUAGGCUGAUAGCUGAGGGUCAUCUUUUGCCAGGGGUACCAAAUUUUUUAAAACCGUCCCUAGAAAACGGAUGAUAUCUGAAUUCAAAGCAGUGGGUGGUUCCCAUCUGAGCUUGUAAAUUGCUCUUCCCAGCCAGAUAUCUCGGGUUCUGUCUUAGUUUUUCUGAGGGAAUACUUCAAAAGCUGGGACUCUCCCCUAUUGGUGGAUACUGGAAGCUUGUCUCUUCUAUGCCCAGAUCCAGAGUUAUCAGCCUUCUAGCAGCUGGUAUCUGCUCCAGCUCCACAUGCCUGGUAUGCAGUUUUAUGUUUCCGUUGGUGGAUUGCUCUGGUUCCUGAACUCUGAUCCCCAAGUCUCUAGUACCUCCUGAAAGGUGGGACUCUCUAGUUGUUUAAUCCCAUUGAAAGCUAAGAAAUCUAUUUCCAGGAACUUUAGAUAUCUGCAGUGAAGCAAGCUGCCCUCCCACUGGAAAAUUAUGAUUAUUAAGCCCACUCCACUAUCCACCCCCUUCUACAGUUUAGUGUUCUCCCUUCCGCCCCAUCUCACACCAUCUGUGCAGUAAAGGAGUAAUUAGCAAAAAUUACUGCUCCAGGUCCUGCAUGGUGAACAGAAUAUACAGUAGAACACCCCCUACCACCCAUGGGACAUCAAAGCUGCCGCUGAUAGCACCCCCCACCCCUACCGUUAGAGGAUGGGUAGGGGCCCCAGUGCAUUGCUUUACCCAGGGGCCUACACUGCUGUUAAGACGGCCCAGAGUAGGGUGUCGGCAGUAAUCAUUGCACAUGGUGGGCCUCUCACUGCACUGACAUCAACAAAAUCUCAUUGAUCUAUUUGCGGUCAUUGCCCAAUCAGCCUUUAGCCACAUAGUGUAUAUCUUCAUUAAAUUGCAGGAAAUGUUUGUAAAUUCUAGCUAUUUUGAUUCCGAUGAAGGAAAAAGUAAUUGGCUAUGAAAGUAAUAACUCAUAUUACAUUUAUAAAGAUAUCUAGCAGUGUUUCUGUGAAUUUGGCCAGUCACCUCUAAAUCACAGCUUCAUUUCUAUAUACUUAUUGUAUGAACAAAUUACAGUAAAGAGAAUAUCUCCCAUGCCUAUAUACAACUGAACAUAAAGCUGAUAAGCAAAUUUAGUUUCUUAUGCAUCCAGUUACAUAUUUGAGUGUUUAAAUAAUAAUCAAUGAAAUAAAACAAAAACCUGUAAAAUAAAAUUUAAAAAAAAUGGGAAGUGAGAGGCGACACGGUAAAGAAGCUAGAUGGUAAGGGAAGAUGUAUUAGAAACACUUAGAUUAACAACAUGGAGGCAGGUAAAGGAGCAGUAUACUUCAAACAUGGACAUUUUUCUUAUACCAGAUUCACUGUGAGGAAUUUCCAUGAUCUAGCAACAGCUAAUUUAGCAAAUAAAAGGUCUUUGACACAUGUGGGCUGGCAAGGUGUGAGAAACUACCUGAGAUACUGUAAGUCCAAUGUUACUGACUCAAGCAGUAAACACUAUGAGGCACAAUCAUAAAGAUCAAACUAAAUAAUUAAUGCGAAAAAGGAACGAAAUAAAACCUUAUCUGCACUUUCUAUCCGGCCUCUACAUAGGAAGCAGUUAUGGAGCUUUUAAGGUGUUGAACGAGAUUUUAAACCAGUCUCAAAGAGUUAACUCACCACCCACGUCUAGACACUAGGGACGAAAUUCUAAUCUUUUUGACGCCUGCAGCCACUAGAUGGCGCCCAACAGAGAUAUUCAAAUAUAGCUCUGUUCAGGCGCGAUUGGCUAAUGGCGCCUACAUUUCAGCUCGCACCCAUCGGUGCGAGCUGAAAUGUUUGAAAAGACACUUUUCCCGAUCGCGCCUAUUACUUUAGUUGGGUUUAGCUAAACCCGAAACUAAUAAGCACGAUUAGCACAAUAGGGGACAUCAAAUAAAUAUCGCCCCCUGCGAUCUCACGUCACUUUAGAUGGGAGAUCGGGGACAAUAACAUUUGAAUUCCCCUCUAGGAAGAUUAAAACUGUUUUGAAAGAUCCAACCUCAAAGACCCCAAGUACAUUCAACCAAAAACUGUCAUAGAGGUUAUAUCCUAGAAGUAAGAAAUCUGGGAGUGCACACCUGGAGGCAAAUCAUCAUUCGGGAAUGCUGCAAAGAAUGCGUCCCCAAUUGGAUGAUUGUCUUCAUCUCUAAUUAAAGGCAAGUUUAGAGGGGCCAGAGGUGAAUAAGUCAUAAGCCAUCGCACAAUGGAGAAGUGCCAAGACCAGAGAGGUAGCAUUCUCCUGUCUCAAUACGGACCCAUCCAGGGGCCUCUUAGUUUAGAACACUAAAGAGUACCUUGCAGACAAAACCAAUAAGUCUAGCCUUUAUUUAUAAAUUAACACCUCCAUUUUUUAUUAUUCAUGAUUGCCUGCCUCUCAAGUUUCCCUAUGUACUUCUUAACCACUUGUCUGCCAUGGUUGCAUUGUUUGCAACCACAACCGGCAGUGCAUUAUCUGAUCGCAAAUGAUGCCUCCAGUCAGAUACACAGAGUGGCCAGCUGCCGGAAGAUGCUCUUCUAGCAGCCGCUAAUCACAGAGGGCCCUCCCUCCUCUGCCGCCCUGCACCCACCCCCAUUGUCUACCAUGCUGCUGAUCACUGCUGAUCAGGCAGCACAGUAGGACCACCCACCCAACAACUGCACAGAGGAGAAGCUGCUCAAACAAUUUAAAUUCACCCCCUAGUGCAGUGAUGGCUAAUCUUGACACUCCAGCUGUUGUUGAACUACACAUCCCAGCAUGCCCUGCAUCAGUUUUAGCAAGGCCAAAUAGCAAAACUGUAGCAGGGCAUGCUGGGAUGUGUAGUUCAACAACUGCUGGAAUGUCAAGGUUAGCCAUCACUGCCCUAGUGUGUACCAGAUGAGCAGGUACUGGGAAAAUCAAAGUUGCAUUGGUUUCCAAUGUUCCAAUUGUGAUCUGAUUUCCUGAUGUUUGUGGGGGGCAAAAAAACUAUAUUUUACAAAUAUUGAAAAAUAAAGGUUUUUUUUAAUAAAAUCAUUUUGGAUAAGUUUAAAUACAUGUUCUUCACCUAAUUCACUCUUACAAAAUAAUUUUUCAGCAGUUUUUGAAAAAAAUAUUUACCAGUUUUAAGUUAAAAGAAAUAAAAAAUGUGGUUAAAGUUGUUACCCAUAUUCAAGCUUUAGUUGCAUGAUCUGAAGUUCCUUCUAAAAACACAAACUGUAAAAGCCAUAUUUUUGUAGUUCAUGUGUGAUAAAUAUACAUUUUUAGAUUUUUUUUUUAUUCUUAAGGUUUUUCAGAUUUGAGACACACAAACUGAAUUUGGGAACACUUGAGUGACAAUUUUUAACUUGGCUUUGAUUGUGUUUAAUAUUUGACUGCUUAACAAGAUGUGGUAACAAAUGAGACCUUAAGCCAAUCAGUGUGUCCUUUAAGUUGUACUAGUUUUCUAAUUUAUAGCAUACGCCAGGUUCAGCCUAUCAAUUCACUAGUAACUUGUGACAUUACAGAGGCAUGAGAUCCAAAAGUUUCUAGCAAACGGAAAAACAGCUGCCUCUAAUAUGUCCAUAACAAUGAAUAGGCCCCCAGUACAGAACAGCGUCACAUCAUGUGUCUAAACAACUUAUUAAAUACUGCUUAAUGCAUUGCUCUUUUUGUCCGACCCAAGCAGCUCCAUUAAUUUGUAGUAUUUUGUAAAUACUUUACCUGGUUCUUUGUACAGAGUGUCUGUACUGUCUCGUCCUCUCUGUAAUCAGGAGCGUCAGAACCAGCAUAACGAUACCAGCCUUUCUCUGCUCUCUGCCACAAUAGGCAGUUCAAAUCUGUAUAAUAGCCUUUUAUGGACAAUUUUGUGAAACGAUUUGGUUUUACCAGUGGUAUCUAAAUGUACAUAUUUAUUUGUUACAAAGAAAUGCUAUAUAGAGAAACCUCUCUUUUGCAGUAUACAGUAUUUCAUGUUGAAGAACUAAAGAAGCUUUAUAUUUUGAAGGCUUUGAAUUUUACAGUUGUCCUACUGCAUGCAGCGUUGCUAUAAGCACCUACUUUUCAUGAUGUUUCUAUGGAGGAAUUCGGUGUCUAAUUCAGGCAUGGCUUUCCUUGGCCACGCAGCAGCUCCUGAACAACAUCUCCAAUGUGAUCAUAAAUGGUAGCUAAGCAUCAUGGGAGAUGCCCCUCCAGAGUAGCUGGUGUAGAAAGGCUUGCCUAUACCUGAUGUAUUGCCUGUAUUAUUGAAAGCGCACUGUUUCUACUCUCUGUAUCUAAUUAAAAUAAAGUAUUUGAUACCUGACUACCAGAUAAUUAACUUUGAAUUCUUACAAGCAAACAGUAUUUGUGUUAUUUACCAAUUUUUUUUUAUUUUUUUUUUGGUUUCCUUCAAUAGACAUCUAAUAAAUUUUGCCUGUAAUAAA